Molecule: messenger RNA, 1499 nt
Organism: Corticium candelabrum
Lineage: Eukaryota; Metazoa; Porifera; Homoscleromorpha; Homosclerophorida; Plakinidae
Product: L-amino-acid oxidase-like
Exons: 7
Coding region: 1-1371 (456 amino acids)
Molecular function (GO): oxidoreductase activity
Source: RefSeq, a predicted model, not a curated record
AUGCGUUUCAUUCCGGACUCUCAGCCUUACGUUACAAAAGUCAUCAAGGAAAUGAAUAUUCGCCACAAGCCGUUUCUUAUGGAUGAAGAAAACGAUGCCAGACCAUAUUUAUUUCGCGAUGUAUUUGUUCAGCAGAAAGAUUUGAAGACAGCAGGCAAAGCUGCUUACAAACUGAACAAGGAAGAAGAAGAUCUAACUCCUGGCGAAGUUGAAAGUUUGGCGUUUGAGACUAUUGUGUCACCAGAUCAAAGACAUCUGGAUCCAGAUGAAAUGAUGACAGUCGAUGGAUUCUCUUCUCCAUUACGGAACGACGGAAAUGGAUAUUCGAUUGCCUAUAGUAACUACAACGCUGCUACCUCUGUUGGAGAGGGCAAUGCAACUUCUGGUGGUGCCAACUAUUAUAGAGCACCGACUGAUGGUAUGGCAACGAUACCAAUAAGACUAGCAGAAGAGUUUGAGAAGUUGGGCGGCAGAAUCAAGAAGAAUACAACUGUAACUGCCAUAGACGAGUGCGAUUUUCUAGACGGGCAAAAAGUGUAUCUACUGACAACCUACAACUACGAGACACUGGAGACGGUACAGUACAUUGCUCGUAAAGUUGUUUUGGCUAUGACGAGGUCUCAAUUGAAGAGAAUACAUUGGGAUGCAUUGUGGACAUCUCCAAAGAGGGAAUCAGUAGAUGCGGUACUAAGUCAUCAAGCCACUAAAAUAUUUUUUGCGUUUGAAGAGCCAUGGUGGCGCAAAGACAGUCUGCAAUACUUAAAUCUGACUCACGGCCGUUCCAUCUCUAGCCUUCCUAGUAGACAGACUUAUUACUUCACUGCACCAAAUCCAGCUGUCAGCAACCGCUCGUUCAUCAUGCUUUACAAUGACGGCCGGUUUGCUAGAUUUUGGAAAGCUUUGGCUUCUGACUCUUUCAACAAGUUUCCCACUUCUAAUUCGGCCAUAUUUCCUAUUACUGACACUCUGGUAAAGGAAGUAGUCAAAGAGUUGGCUCUCAACCACAACACAACAGAGGACGUCAUUGGUCGGCCAUACUUUGGAUGGAUUAUGGUGUGGGACAAUGAUCUGCUACCAAGAUACGUUGAAGGAUACGGUCCUUAUAUGCCAAGUGAGUCGUGGGCUUUGUGGGCUCCCGGAUACAACUACACAGAAGAAACGACAAAGAUUAUUAAAUUGGACGAGAACCAGGACAUCUUCAUAUGUGGAUCGGUUUACUCUCUUCAGCAGGGGUGGGUAGAAGGUGCACUCGAGCAUGCUGAUACAAUGCUGACAACUUAUUUCAACAUUCCAUCUUACUUAUCGCCGUCCGGGAUGCAAGCGAUGAAAAUGUCGUUUUACGCCAAGAGAAAAGUUCCUUUCUAUCCGUAACGCUUGGAUGUCUCUGUCAUAGACAUACAGUCUCGCUGACUUCAUUAGGAUAAAGAACUGUAAGCUGGCUGUACUUUUAGAUUAGCUAAAGAGUUACACAUGCAUUUACGAGCACAAGGAAAAAUUAC